Molecule: messenger RNA, 357 nt
Organism: Paramuricea clavata
Lineage: Eukaryota; Metazoa; Cnidaria; Anthozoa; Malacalcyonacea; Plexauridae
Source: the annotation of a GenBank genome assembly
AUGUUUGUCGAUGAGAAAUCAAAACAAAAAGCUGUUUUCACCAAGAAUGGCUCAGCUACUCAAUUUCAUGGUAAUUAUAAUAAGAGGGCAGAUGCAUAUGGCUUGUGGACAGCGAAAGGUGUGGCCUCAACACAAUACAAAUAUCAACUGUUGAUAUGUGAUGCAGCUUUCUAUAAAGGCCUCCUUAUCUCUGGGUAUACCGUCAAUUGCUAUAAAAGAUGUGACCAUUGGUGCAGUGACAAAAGCUCUCCCUAUUUCCGUACCUCUGCAACGCCGAAAACUUACAGUGGAGUUGCUUUCAAUGAGAACGGUCAUCUACCAAAGUCAAACCGCCUAGUCAGUGCAGGAAUUCGUUAA